GAAAGACUUGGCAAUGGAGAAACUGACUCAGUGUUAACUUCACUUCGAUCACAAGAAACUAGUCCCCAGUCUCCAGUUAUGUCGAAAAAGUCCUCAAAUGUGGAACAGAAACAAAAAGAGGCAAAGGAGGCUAGUGAAAGGCUAAUCCAAAUGGAAAACGAACAGCGAGUAAAGGAGCUAGAGAUCCAAAAGCUGACCGCUCAGCUGCAGCUGACAAAACAGCGAACCGAUGAUGCAAGGAAAGUUGCUGCUCUCAACAAAUCCCGGGCUGAACAAGCCGAACGAAGAUCGCAAGUAUCGGAUAAUGAUACAGUACAGAACUUCCUUAUUAACCGUCACUUAGAAAAACAUUCAGAGCUACCCAAUGAAAACAAAGAACAAAGACAGACAUUUUCUCCCAUUAGACUUAAAGGAGUGGAUCUCCCUAUCGUCUCUGGCGAAGAAAAAAGUGACUAUGAAUCCUGGAAGGCAGCAUUCCUGUCU
Paramuricea clavata is the source of this 483-nucleotide messenger RNA. The record is from the annotation of a GenBank genome assembly. Lineage: Eukaryota; Metazoa; Cnidaria; Anthozoa; Malacalcyonacea; Plexauridae.